AUGGGUAAUUGGAAGCCCAGAGAAUUUGGCCCUACAAAUGAGGAGAUCUUUGAAUCCAACUUAGAGUAUGCUGAAUAGCAGAAUGACUUCGAGAGAAAGAAGCUGGAGACUUUAAAUCAAAUGGCUGAGGAUGAUCCAGAUCUAGAAGAAGACGAUGUCUUUGAGGAGUAUAGAAAGAAGAGAUUAGAGGAAUUGAAGGUGUAAAGUUCAAGACCAAGAUUCGGCUCCUUGCUUGAGAUAGGCAGACCAGACUUUGAAGUGCAGGUAACUAGAGCCCCUAAGGAUGUGAUUGUAUUGAUUCACUUGUAUCAAGAUCACAUUCCAGAAAGUGUCAUCUUGAAUAGACUACUGACUGAAAUCGCUCCCAGACAUCCUUAUGUCAAGUUCAUCAAGAUUGUAGCAAAUAAAUGCAUUGAGAACUACUUAGACAUUGAUGUUCCAGGACUUCUCUUCUAUAAGAACGGAGAUUUGCUAGAUAAGAUUAUCCCAGCAGCUCCAGUAUUCGGCGGAAAGCACAUGACUAAGGACACUGUCGAGUUUGUAUUGGCUAUGAAGUUGAUUAUCGAUAUGGAAUUCGAUGAGGAUCCAAGAAUCAAGCUUAAGCAAUUCAACAUGAGUACUAAGAAGAAGGCCGGCAAAAAGAACGAAGAUGAAAGUGAUAGUGAUGAAAAUGAGGAUAGAGAAUAUACCAAUACUCAAAUGUUUAGAUACAAGCACUGA
Messenger RNA from Stylonychia lemnae, 720 nucleotides. NCBI's taxonomy places the organism in Eukaryota, Ciliophora, Spirotrichea, Sporadotrichida, Oxytrichidae. The record is from the annotation of a GenBank genome assembly.